Phytophthora nicotianae INRA-310 is the source of this 1107-nucleotide messenger RNA. RefSeq names its product tRNA dimethylallyltransferase. Gene Ontology annotation, cellular component: mitochondrion. The record is from RefSeq and is a predicted model, not a curated record. Lineage: Eukaryota; Oomycota; Peronosporomycetes; Peronosporales; Peronosporaceae. The transcript has 2 exons. Bases 1 to 1107 code for a protein of 368 amino acids. Gene Ontology annotation, biological process: tRNA modification. Gene Ontology annotation, molecular function: tRNA dimethylallyltransferase activity.
AUGACAGCGCUGCGCAAGGUGCUGGUGGUGAUCGGCACAACGGGCGCGGGCAAGACCAAGCUGUCAGUGGACUUGGCCAAGGCCGUAGGUGGCGAGAUUGUCAACUCAGACGCCAUGCAGAUGUACCGCGGACUGGACGUGGCCACGGCUAAGAUCACGGAGCAGGAGAAGCAGGGCAUACCGCAUCAUCUCUUCGACGUGGUGGACCCGAGUUCCCGCUGCGAUGUGCUCGAAUUCAAGCGCUUGGCGCUGCAGACCAUCGACGACAUCUUGGCCAGAGGCAAAGUGCCCAUCGUCGUAGGCGGCACCAUGUAUUAUACGCAAUCUAUCCUCUGGAAGUCACAGCUACUGGACGAUGUACCGUUCAAGGCCUCGGCCACUGGCCUCAAGGAGCAACAGGAACAACGUACAUCAGAAGCCUUAUACGCACGGCUUCAGGCUGUGGACCCAGUGAUGGCCGCCCGGCUGCACGUCAACAACGUGCGUAAGAUUCAGCGCAGUCUUCAAGUUUUCGAGCAGACCGGUGUGGCUCAUAGUGAGCUGCUGGCCCAACAGGAACAAGAGCAGAGGAACAUUGAGAAAUAUUUCGACGCCUGUGCCUUCUGGGUACACGCUAGCAAACCGGUGCUUAGUGAACGUCUGGCAAAGAGGGUGGAUACGAUGCUAAGCUCUGGGUUGGUAGAAGAGAUCCGUGGCCUGCGUGCACAUGUGAAGGAGAACCCGCCACGGAUGCACCCGGACAGUGACGAUGAAGAGGACGCUCAGAACUCGGUUGGCAUUCUACAAGCUAUUGGAUACAAGGAAUUCCUGCCCUAUUUCGACGCGAUAGAGGCGAAUAACGGCGCUCAAGAAGAGGGUUCCACGGAGCUGGAGACCAUCUUGAACGCGUGCAUUGAACAAUUGAACAUUGCAACACGCCAGUAUGCUCGGCGUCAGCUCUCGUGGAUCCGUAACAAGUUUGUUACCAAGAACAUCCCGGUCUACCAAGUGGAUAGCAGUGAUGUCUCGAAAUGGGAGACGCUUGUGGCUCAACCUGCUAUUGGCAUUGCUCAGAAGUUCCUGAAAGCAACAAAAUCCCGAGACUCCAGCAGCUUCGUUAGAGGAUAA